Messenger RNA from Colletotrichum orchidophilum, 1671 nucleotides. RefSeq names its product impB/mucB/samB family protein. The transcript has 2 exons. Gene Ontology annotation, biological process: translesion synthesis. The annotation marks the transcript as partial. NCBI's taxonomy places the organism in Eukaryota, Fungi, Ascomycota, Sordariomycetes, Glomerellales, Glomerellaceae. The record is from RefSeq and is a predicted model, not a curated record. Gene Ontology annotation, molecular function: DNA-directed DNA polymerase activity; damaged DNA binding.
GAUUAUGACUGCUUCUACGCCUCGGUUUUUGAGAAUCGAGACCCCCGGCUGAAGGCGCUGCCCUUGGGCGUGAAGCAGAAGAACAUCCUGGCCACGUGCAACUAUGUCGCCCGCAAGCAGGGCGUCAAGAAGCUCAUGCUCAUCACGGAGGCCAAGCGGCUCUGCCCGAACCUGGUCAUCAUCGAGGGCGAGGACCUGACGCCCUUUCGGGAUGCGAGCAAGAUGCUCUUCGGGUUCAUGAGGGGGUACUCGUGGAAUCGCAAGGCCGAGAGGUUGGGGUUCGAUGAGAUUUUUAUGGACGUCACGGAUAUCAUCAACUACAACAUGUUCUGCCUCAAUCGGGCCUCGCUGACCGAGUCGUUUUUCCACCUCUCCAAGAAAGACCCCGAAAAGGGUUUUAUCUGUGACUUGACCAAAGUCGCCGGGUGCGUGUACGGGGAGAGGUCCGACGCGGGAGACCUCGACAACUCCGCCUACGUGCGCCUUCUUCUAGCAAGUCACCUAGCUUUCCAUCUGCGCAUGAGGCUCGAGGAGGAUUUCGGCUUCACAGCCUCGGUUGGGGUAUCGACGAACAAGCUCCUCAGCAAGCUCGUAGGGAGCGUGAACAAGCCGCGCAAUCAGACGACACUCAUAUCGCUCGACGACGACGCCGUCGUCACCGAGUUUAUGGACGCGCACUCAGUUAGAAAAGUCCCCGGCAUCGGCUUUAAAACGUCACGCGCGCUGGAGGACAGGUUUCUCGCGAUGCCUCUAGGACCCGACGAUGCCGACAGGGAGACCUCUCCCCUUAAGGUCUACGACGUCAGGAGUCACGAGCAGACCUCGCCCGAGGCGCUGGAGAAGUUGCUCGGUGGCCCCGGUUCUGAGCGCGGGGUCGGCGAGAGGGUGUGGGGUCUUUUGCACGGGGUUGAUGACACUGAGGUGAAGGACGCGAGCGAUGUGCCGUCACAGAUUAGCAUCGAGGAUACGUUCAAGGGGCUGGAGAGUGUGGGUCAGAUUGAGGGUGAGCUACGGAAGAUAUCUGCUUCUCUUGUCCGGCGGAUGCGGACUGAUCUCCUGGUGGACGACGACUCGAUCGAGCUGGGAAGUCAGCGAUGGAUCGCACACCCCAAGACACUGCGGCUUUCCAUUCGAUCUUGGCCGUCCGACUCGACGCCGGGGUUCCCUCGUCACUCUAACCCGGAAUUCCAGCGCAUAUCUCGAUCCCAACCCCUUCCCAACUUCAUCUUCAACACAAAGGAGACCCCCGAGUUCAUUGCAGACCGGCUGACGACGGAGAUUCUCCUACCUACGGUGAAGAAAUUCUAUCCAGCGGGACACCGUUGGAAUUUGCAGCUUCUGAACGUCUGCGUUGCGAAUAUGGCCGCUAGUGGUAGCGAGGCCGGACCCGGAGUGGGACGAGAUAUUUCUGUCAUGUUCCGCAAGCAAGAUGAUGUUCUCCGACAAUGGAAGAUUGAUACGACGGUCGUGGAAGAAGAGGGCGAUGAUGAUGAUGCUCAACACCAAUCGAUCUCGGAUGAGGAAGUCGAGGAGAUGGAGGUCGAAGAGUUUGAUGAUGAGGGUGGUUCAUGGGAGGGUGAUGAAGUUACGGCACGGUGCCCAUUGUGCGGCCACAGCAUCCCGCCGUUUGCGCUCGCUGCCCAUGCGAGGUUCCACGACUUUGAGGGUUGA